Molecule: messenger RNA, 1495 nt
Organism: Manihot esculenta (cassava)
Lineage: Eukaryota; Viridiplantae; Streptophyta; Magnoliopsida; Malpighiales; Euphorbiaceae
Product: ALBINO3-like protein 2, chloroplastic
Exons: 2
Coding region: 45-680 (211 amino acids)
Biological process (GO): mitochondrial respiratory chain complex IV assembly; protein insertion into mitochondrial inner membrane from matrix
Cellular component (GO): mitochondrial inner membrane
Molecular function (GO): membrane insertase activity
Source: RefSeq, a predicted model, not a curated record
UUAACCUUAGGCCCUUGUGCUGCGGUCUCUUGUCUUUCGCCGCGAUGGGUAUUCCCAAGCUCUUGCUCUCUCACCUCCGCCGUUCUCGUGCCGUCUCCUCUCUAAACUCUCUCUCUCGUGCCUAUGUUUCUCACUUCCUUAUAAACCCUACCCCGCUCCUCUCGCAAGCUCCAAUUCCCUCUCAUAAUCCCCGCGGGCCUCACUACGCGAACGCAUUCACUUCUUUUCAUUUGUUUAACAAUCGAUCCUUCUCGACUCGAUCAGAUGACGACUUGGAGUUUUUCGCCGACUCAGUUACCAUGUCUGGCGUCGAGUCAAAGCCUCCAGAAUUUGCAGUUAAUGAGGUUGCCGAAGCUGUAGUUAAGGGUAGCACUGGCGGCGAGGAGUCGAUUCUUCCUGUUCGAGCAUUGAUUUCGUUGCUUGAUGGGUUUCAUGAUCUCACUGGCUUGCCUUGGUGGAUAGUUAUUAUUUCAGCCACAGUAUCUAUGCGAGUUUUGUUGUUCCCUUUACUUGUUCUGCAACUUAACAAGUUGAAGCGUAUAUCGGAGUUACUUCCAAAAUGUGAGUUUUCACUGUUUCUUUUCUUCUGCAGCCAAGACACUGUUUAUGCAUUACUAUAUUGCUUCAUAAUAGUUUCAAUGACGUUGGUGGGGGAGGAUUCGUUGGUCGUAGUCCUAUAGGACGGCCGAUGGACAAGAGGGGCAUAAAAGUCCAAAAAUAGAAAGGCUUGGCAUUUCUGCUAAAAAUGGGCGCAGGUGGUAGCAGAGGUAGCUGGCUGAUGCCCAGACAGUUGGCUGGGCAUGAUAGGCCUAGGGAAGGCUCACGCCAACCUCAUUUGCCAACUGGGCCUGCUUGGCGUGCAGGGGUGUAAGGUGCUGCAGCCAUAUUCCUGCGAAGCACCUAAACAAGGUUCGAUUGGUGCGAGGCGCGAGGCACACGUGCAGAGCAGGUGCGUGCAGGGAGCACAGGCGGACGCACAGGAGAGCGGCAGUGGAGCGACUGCUGGUAGGCCUACGGAGCCAUGCAAGAUGAGGUUCAUCCCUGCGAGCUACAAUAAGGCAGUAAGGCGAUGAGACGUGCUGGGAGGCGCGUGAAACUUUCAAAAGGAUUUAAAAUAUGCGAAAACUCACUAGUGAGAUUCAGUUGACGGCAAAAAGUUUUAGAUUAGCUCUGAAUUGGUCAGAACCACCCAAAACAGUUUGGAGGAUAUCAGACUAAUCUAAAACCUUUGGAAAAUCUGCUUGACAGCAGUUUUACUCCAGUCAAGAGGAUUCCACCUGCACUUUCUUCAGCAUAUUCAUAAUUCUCCUGAAAGAGUAAAAUUAUAGUUAGUCUCUGAAAGUUCUAGAAGCCUAUUUUUAGCCACAUGUUGGAGGCUCCCUCUUCACCACAUGUUUAGGAGGUGUAACGUAGGUAAAUAGGAGUACAUAAAGUUUGCUUUAUUCUUUAUAAAUUUUCAUAUUAUUAAUAAAGUGUUUUGGCUAUUGUUUGUAAA